Penicillium antarcticum is the source of this 420-nucleotide messenger RNA. RefSeq lists its product as uncharacterized. The transcript has 2 exons. NCBI's taxonomy places the organism in Eukaryota, Fungi, Ascomycota, Eurotiomycetes, Eurotiales, Aspergillaceae. The record is from RefSeq and is a predicted model, not a curated record. The coding region runs from base 1 to 420 and encodes 139 amino acids.
AUGUCUGACGCUACCUACCACACUACUGGCCAGGACAUCCGCAAGGCCGAGUCCAAGGUUGCCCAGUCUCACGGUGGCAAGCCCCCAGCCGACUCCGACGUCUCCCAGAUGAAGUCUGUCAUUGACCAAAACACCAACAAGCCCGCCGAAAUUGAGAAGACUAAGGCCAACCUGCCCUUGCCAGACCAGCCCCCUACAGCCAGCGACUGGAACUCUCUUGACCAGCGUACUACCGCUGUUGGCUCCGGCCGCUUUGAGUUCCCCCCUGACAACAGCGGUCUUCGUGAGGGCGCCACUGCUGCCAGCAGUGCCCGCAUUGAUGGCCAGGAGCUGCACAAGACCACUGCCCCUGGUGACAAGAUUGGCCGCCAGGGUGUUGAAGGACUAGACCACCUCCCUUCUGACGCUACGACCCGUUAA